CAAAUGGCCAUAGGUGAUACAUAGUGUUAGGUCUAUAGACUUUGGUGAAGAGGUUUGAAAGGCUUAGGCUCUUUGUAGUUCCCCAAGUUAGGUAAACAGUUAGCCUUUCAAAAGUUUCAAUAGAAAGUUGAAUAAUAGGGAAAAUUAUAAGUGAGGUACAUGGAAUUAAUCACUCAUUUGAAGGGUUUUGUAGCACCUUAGCGCAAGGUUUGCUGGGAACUGGUUUGUGGACCUGUGGCAAACAGACCCUUAGGCAUCAAGAGAGCUUCGCUGGUUUAAUUUAUUAAUUCGUCUUCCUCUGAGCGGAUCAUUUCAAGACAAGCCAGAAAAAAGAAAGGACAAAAUGAAUCCAAUGGUGGAAGCUUUUGCUGCCUUUUUGGGCUUUUUGGGUUGGAUCAUGGUUGGUGUGGCCCUUCCGAAUCGAUACUGGAGGGAGUCUAGUGUGGACGGUAAUGUUAUCACCACCUCGACCAUCUACGAAAACCUGUGGAUGUCCUGUGCAACUGAUUCUACCGGGGUUCACAACUGCCGAGACUUCCCAUCUUUACUCGCUCUUAAUGGGUACAUUCAAGCCUCCCGGGCGCUGAUGAUUGCCUCCAUUGUGUUUGGGACGUUCGGCCUUGUGGCGUCUCUUGUGGGGAUGCAGUGCAGCAAAGUGUGUGGAGAAAACUACGUCCUGAAAGGGAGGAUUGCGGCAAUCGGAGGGGUGUUCUUUUUACUCCAAGGGCUUUGCACCAUGAUUGCUGUUUCUUGGUAUGCAGCCAACAUCACCCAGGAGUUCUUUAAUGAACUUUAUUUAGGAACAAAGUAUGAGAUUGGACAGGGUCUGUACAUCGGCUGGUCGUCUGCUGUACUUGCCAUCUGUGGAGGUUCCUGCUUGUUAUGUGCUUGCAAGCAGAACUCUCCCAGUGAAAAGAUAUCCUACCCAUACCAGCCAGCCUCCAGGGGACAUGUUCUGUCAACUGUGGCAACGUCUCAGUCUGCACCGAGUAAUUAUAACAGGAACGCGUAUGUGUGAGGGUCCUCCAAGGAGAACCCACUUCAGCAGAUCCUUUCUUUUCCUUUACCUAACAUAAAGGUUUAAAUCACUAAGAAAUUACAGUGUGAGUAAUUAAUGGAAAUUGAUUUUAGGAAUUCACUGUAAACUGUAUCAGAUAUUUUAUCCCAAGCAAUGCGUUACAAGAUUUUUAAUGUUUAAACUGUUACUGCAACUUAACUUUCCUUUUCUGUACUUAGAUGAUUUGUACUCAAUAACAAUCAGCAGGCUUAAAGAUUGAUAAUCCUGUACUUUUUAUACGACUAGAAGCGAUAAAGUUAACUGAAUAAAGAAUAUGUGAUCAUGUUAA
Messenger RNA from Cyprinodon tularosa, 1346 nucleotides. RefSeq names its product claudin-15-like. Gene Ontology annotation, molecular function: structural molecule activity. Gene Ontology annotation, biological process: cell adhesion; bicellular tight junction assembly. The record is from RefSeq and is a predicted model, not a curated record. The transcript is spliced from 5 exons. Lineage: Eukaryota; Metazoa; Chordata; Actinopteri; Cyprinodontiformes; Cyprinodontidae. The coding region runs from base 344 to 1018 and encodes 224 amino acids. Gene Ontology annotation, cellular component: plasma membrane; bicellular tight junction.